Messenger RNA from Rotaria socialis, 258 nucleotides. The record is from the annotation of a GenBank genome assembly. Lineage: Eukaryota; Metazoa; Rotifera; Eurotatoria; Philodinida; Philodinidae.
AUGCUGUCUCUACGAAAAUUAACGGAACAGCUUUGUGAACAAUACCAAUACCAAUAUCAAUACCCAUCAACACCGACCAAUACCAAUACCAGUACCACCAAUACCAAAUGGUAUUGGCAUUGUCACAUCCCGAGUAUUCAUUGUCUUAUUCAAUCUUCUGAAAAUGGACCUGAUCAUAAUGCAAAAUAUUGGCAUCCAUGUCGAUUUGCUGAUCGUUGUCAAAACCCAGAACAACAUUUAACACAUGAACCUCAUUAA